GCCGUUCAGACUUGAGAGCGCUAUGGCCAUCGAGGAGACGUCGGCGCUGUUGGCAGCGGACGGCGAGCAUGACCAUCCCACGCUGCACACGUACAACGUGGCCGAGGUGAUCCCGACUCUGCCGCUGGAGACACGGUGGCCGCCCUUCGCGCACCGCCGGUACCGUGGGUUCUGGGUGCCCGAGAGGUUCCUGCCGGCGCUAGCGGCCUUCUACGACCACUUCGAGCCGGCGCCAGGCGACGUGCUCGUGGUCACCUGCCCCAAGUCCGGCACCACGUGGCUCAAGGCCCUCGCCUUUGCCACCGUGCACCGCGGCGCGCACCCGCCAUGGUCUGCCGACCACCCGCUCCUGGUCCGCAACCCGCACGGUUGCGUCAGAUUCCUGGAAGGCGUCUUCUUCGGCCGCUCCGUUGAGGAGGUGCGCGACGUCCUCGCCGCGGCGUGCCCAUCCCCGCCGCGCGUCCUCGCCACACACUGGGCCUACUCUCAGCUGCCGGAGCGCGUCACCCGCGUUAGCCGGAUCGUGUACAUCUGCCGGGACCCCAAGGACGUGCUGGUGUC
Triticum dicoccoides is the source of this 561-nucleotide messenger RNA. RefSeq names its product cytosolic sulfotransferase 12-like. The annotation marks the transcript as partial. The record is from RefSeq and is a predicted model, not a curated record. The transcript has a single exon. Gene Ontology annotation, molecular function: sulfotransferase activity. NCBI's taxonomy places the organism in Eukaryota, Viridiplantae, Streptophyta, Magnoliopsida, Poales, Poaceae.